AUGCCAUCCACCAACAGCCUAGUGCUCACGAGUAUCCCGCCAGAUAGCAGAAGUACCUCACCGAUGACGAUGAAUCCGUCUCCCUGCAGGGAGAUCAGGGGGAUCCGGCUGUUCCGUGCCAUCAGCAGGAAGCUCUCCAGGCGCUCAGAAGUAGACGGCAGCUACCCAGUUGAUUCCGAUUGCAGAUCCUCCAGCGCUGACUCCAACUCGGACUCCAGCAGCUCCGGUCGAAGCUCCAGGCUGAAGAAGGGCUCCAGCUCGGGCGAUUCAGGCUUCAGAUCGGUCUCUCCCAACCAGAUGUCGAGCAGUUCCAGUAGUUCUAGUGUGUCCGGGAGUGACAACCAGCAGAGACCUAGACACCACCACUCCACGUCGGCUGAGAGCAUAAGGAAAGUGUUCCAGAGCUUGAACCUCAAUGUUCGCUCCAGGAGUUGCACCAACACUAAGGAGAAGAGGAAAAACGUGAAGCCGGCUCCGAAGAGGAUACUGAGGCAGCCUAUGACUUAUACCUAUGUGAAGGGCUUGUCGGGACUGCCUACCCAACGGAUACCUAGGACCAGGCAGAUGUUGAAUCCUUGUGGUUGUGGCAUGCAGUACAAUAUGCCUGGUUUGAAUAGAUAA
Messenger RNA from Phaedon cochleariae (mustard beetle), 621 nucleotides. The record is from the annotation of a GenBank genome assembly. Lineage: Eukaryota; Metazoa; Arthropoda; Insecta; Coleoptera; Chrysomelidae.